AUGCUCAUCCAAUUUUUCUGUCUCAUCUUUUUAAUUCAUUUUGGUACAUCCAUAAGUAAUCAAGAAGAUUUAUCUAUAUCCAAAUAUUUUCAUAUCGGAUGUUUAAUAUUAAAUACCAAUAAUCAAUAUAUUAUGGAUUAUAUUCAAGAAAAUUCUUUAUCACCAUAUCAAACAUUUUCAAGUUCAAAUAUGACAAUUGAAUUAUGUUUUCGUCUAUGUCGACAAUGGAUAAUUUUAAUCAAUAAAAAUCAUACAAAUUGUAUUUGUUUAUAUACAAUGACUAAACCAAAUGAAUUCAAUGAAUUUCUUGGUGAAUUUGUAACAAUAAAUAAUUGUACUUCAAAUAAUUUACAAAUCUAUUCAUUAACAAAAGAUUUUGAUUUAUUACCAUCAACAUCAUUAUCUAAUUAUGAUUGGUCACUUGAUGGUUGUUAUUAUUUACAUGGUAUUCAAACAUAUCGUGCUAAUCUUUUAUUAAUUGAUAUUGAUUAUAAUCAAGGAAUUGAUACAUGUCGAAAACAUUGUCAAAUAAAGCGUCAAACAAAUUAUUUUUCAUUUUUUCUUUCAUUAAGAAAAUCUUGUUAUUGUUUACCAAUUGAAGUAUCCCAACCGAUGAUACCUAAAGCUGUACGAAAACCACUUAUUCAUUGUUCAUUUCUAUCUUAUUUAAAAAGUGGAUUUGAAAAUUCCUUAAAUCAAUCCGAAAUUAAUUUAGAUACAGUUGUCAAAAUUAAUGUACAACGGUAUUGUUCACCAGCAUUUAUUUUUGAUAGAAAGUUACAUCUAUGCUUAAAACUUAUUCCACUUAGUAUACUAAAUAGUUAUACAAAAAUUAAUACUAAUGAAAAUUGUCUACCAAUAUUAAUAAAAACAUAUGAACAAUGGAAUCAUUUAAUAUCAAAAACAUUGACAUUACGUACACUUACAUAUAUUAAGAUUGAUUACAAUUCAACAUAUAUAUUUGAUGAUUUAUUUAAAUCGAAAUAUAGAUCAUUACCAUCAAAUGAUCUUUGUGUUGUUAUUAUUCAAACUAAUGCAAAUCGGUCAUUAUCGUAUGAGCUUCUCCCAUGUUCAACAGCACGUUCACCAGGAUCCAUACUUUGUUCACAAAAAACUCUGGAAACAACGAUGUCUGAUCAAACAGAAUUUAAAAUGAUAAAUACUCAAGAACGAUCGUCUAUGAUUUAUAAUUAUUCUUGUCCAUCAGAAUUUGUUCUAUUCAAUAACAAGUGUUAUUAUGUUCAUACAUCUUUUGUUUUUAAUAUUUUACACGGUGAACGUCUUUGUUCGAAUAAAUAUUCGAAUAGUACACUUGUUAAAUUUAAUUUUCAUGAAUGGGAUAAUGUAAAUACCAGCAGAUUUCUUGGUAGAUCAUUUGAUGAUGUUCGACUUGAAUUUUUCUACUAUGAAUUAGAAACAAGAUUAUUAAGUGAAUCAAAAAAUGAUACGAAUACAAAACAUUGGUUACGAUUAUUACUUGGAGAUAAAACUAAUCAUAAUGAUUGUGUUCUACGUUAUUUUAUUCGUUCAUCAGGUGCAUUUACUGCUUUUCAUCGAUGUAAUCAUGGUGGUCAUCCUGUUUGUCAAUGUGAACCAAUCAGAAAUAAUAUGCUCAAAAUAAUAUUAAUUAAUGAAACGCAAAAUAAUAUAAGUCAAAUUAAAAAUGAUUCAUUAGAAACCAAUAUUAAAAUUGAGUCAUCAACAAUAGACUUAACUCUACCAUUUUUAUCAAAUUCUACUAAUCUAUCAAUUACGUCAGAUGAAACAAUCAUACCGAUUUGUGAUAAUUGUACAAGUAUAAUUGCUGAUGAAGAUCUUCUUAAUAAUGAGACUAAUAUUGAUUAUAAAUCGAAUAGUAGUAAUAUAUUAACAACGACAAAACCUCAACGUUCUAAUUAUCGACGACUGGUGAUGAUUGUUACUGGUUCAUUAAUAACAUUUAUUAUCUUUAUUACAGGCAUCGUUUUUCUUAUACGUUACAUUCGACAAACCUGUGGAUCAUAUUCAAUCCGUAAUGGUACUAGGGAUCCAUCUCGUGGAAAACAACGUCGAUCAACCGGUACAAUUCCGAAUGAUGUAUCAAAUAGACCUACUGUUGUCUAUAGUCGAUUAAAAUCACGUCCACCAUCAACAACAAUGGAUGUGGAUAUGAUGCAUGGAUUUAAUAUUUCCAGCGGAAAUGAUGAUACGGUUCAACUUUUACCACAACCUAUAAAUCCUACAACACUUAAUGAAAAUAUCAUAACAAAAGAUGAUGAAGAAUCUUUAUAUGCAAAAAUUCAACCUUCUAAUGAAAAGUGA
Rotaria sp. Silwood1 is the source of this 2301-nucleotide messenger RNA. Lineage: Eukaryota; Metazoa; Rotifera; Eurotatoria; Philodinida; Philodinidae. The record is from the annotation of a GenBank genome assembly.